This is a messenger RNA of Physella acuta, 2952 nucleotides long. RefSeq lists its product as uncharacterized. The record is from RefSeq and is a predicted model, not a curated record. Gene Ontology annotation, molecular function: GTP binding. Lineage: Eukaryota; Metazoa; Mollusca; Gastropoda; Physidae.
ACCUGAUGUGUAGAAAACCUGGUCACAGCUCGUAGCUUAGUUUUUUUACUGCUGCAACACAGUCUGAAUGAUUCACCGUGUGUGUACAAUAUAGUAGGGGAGAAGUAAAAUGAUGACAAUAUUUCGAUAGAUUUGUUUAGGCUGAGCUAAAAUGGAAAGACAUGUUCCGUAUAAUAAGCAAAUGAAAAUUGGACAACAGUACAAUGCCAAAACAUGGAAUGCUGUGGGUAACAGUUCGCCUGAAUCUUCGGAAAACACACAAAAGACAUUGAUCAACAUUCCUGAAACUAGGUUUUCAUUUGUUAAAACAUUUGAUGAGCUUUGCAGCUCGUUGAUGCUACCUGAGGAAUACGCACUUAAAGUCCGAACUGGUCUCAUAGAAGAUAACGGAGUGACUGAGGUUUUCAACUGUUUAGAAACUGCACACUCCAUAACUGUAAUUAUUCGAAGAACAUUUGUAAAGGAGAAAAUUACGUACUUGGGUUCAGCUGAGGAUGAACUAAAUUCAGAAGCAACACACCUGGUUAACGGUUUCGACAUCGGCAAUGAAAUAAUUAUCAUUGAAAAUUUCGCAGCCAUUAGUGAAAGCGAGAUAAAAAAAAUUGAAGAUGAACUUAGCGAGUUUCGCAAAUCAUCAAAGGAGACUUAUGAUACAUCUUCAUUCAUCAAAUUUGCUUCAGUUAUAAAGUUUAUAGACAAAAAUAUCCAACGAGGCAUUUUCAAAGACAUAAAACGUACUUUACACACGAUGAGUUACGAUCAUAUCAAUGUAAACAGUAUGUUAGAAGCUUUAGAGCUACUGAAAGCUUUCAGCGAGGCUGAAGAAAAAUGGCGGAGGGUGGAAAAAUAUACAACAAGCCAUGAAGAGAGAAAAUAUAAAAUAAUGAACAAUGAAACAAAGAAUGAAAAAAUCUUACAGUUUCCUGAAGAGACAUUUUAUACGUUGAAAUCACUUAUAAAAUGUAAUUCGAUGAAAAUCACAGGAGAGCAAAGAGUAAAGACAGUGGAUAGUAAAGAAGCUAAAGAGUUUUACAAUGAUUUAUACAAGAUUUGGGUGAAGUGCUCUGAAUCUUUAGAAAAGCUGAAGGAUUUACUGUCAAAGGAAGGAUUUAAGUUAUUCGUGGACAAUAACGAAUAUAGAAACCUAAAGAAAAAGAUUGAAGUUCUAAAAGAACAGGUUAAGAACAUGGUAUUUGAUCUUAACCUGAACUAUAUAGCCGAAGAUAAACUUGACAGUAUUAGACAUGGAAAAUACAACUGUAAUGCGGUGGACCUUUAUAUCGAGAUGAAAACACAACGGCUUCCCGCAGGUGGUGAUGUCAAGUUAGUUUUGUUUGGUAAAAGUGGGCAUGGGAAAAGCACACUUGGAAACAGGAUUCUUGAAAAGGACGCUUUUAGCCGACCAACUAAUGAUAGUAUACGAAAUGACAGCUCAGUGAUUGAUUCACGCAAUGUAUAUUGCACUGAUACGUCGGAGUUUUAUGAUAUAGAUUCUAGGGGGAAAAAAACAUUAUGGCAAAAAAUGUGUAAACCUAGCUCUUUUGGCAAUUAUAACGCAUUAAUAUUGGUUUUAGCUUAUGGAACGAGAUUGACGCCGUAUGAAAAAGAUAAAAUCGGUGAUUUCAAAUCGCAAUUUCCCAAAGAAACUCAUUCAAAGAUUAUCAUUGUAAUAACUCGAGGAGAUAAUUUUAAAAACACGGAAACAGUGUCGUUUACUGACUGGUUAAAAGAAAACCCAGACGAGUACCUCAAAGAUCUUUUACAUGAAUGUAGCAACCGGUGUGUCUUGUUUGAUAACUCCACGACGGAUAAGAAGAUAAGAAAGGAACAACAAGUUCUACUCAUCAACUACGUAGACUCACUAAGGCCUCAGAGUUUCACUAACAACAAGAACACGUUUUUUGAAAGCAUAUGUGUUGAGCUUUAUGAAUGUUUACUUAAAAUGGAAGAUAAUUUUCAAACAAAUGAUGAAGUGCUAAAACUGACAUACAUUUCAAUUUUCAUAUAUAAUGACUCAAAUUUCAUUAGUUAUCAACAAGAUGCAUUUAAUGCGCUAAAACAGUUGCGAGAUGCAUUCAAAGUUGACAAUACUGAACUCCCACGGUCCGAAAUCGAAAAACGUUUAAAAAACCUCAAAAUGUCGUUAAAAACCCUAACAGACGAAAUAAAAAAAGGAAAGCCUAUUAAGGCUAAGUGAUGCUGUUGACAUGGACAAUUUUAAAAAAAAGUUUUUCUUUAGUUUUUAGAGCAGUUUUGGACGUGUUACUAUUUUGUUAUUAAUAAUACGAAAACUAUUUUAUUACAUAUCCUUUUUAUUAUAUUUAUACAUUUUCAAUAUGUUCCACAUUGAAGGGUGACAUUGCACCAUGAAGGGGAAUAUUGCACCAUGACUAAGCUAAAAAUAUUAUUUCAUGACCUCCUAAGCUGACUCAUUGCAACAUUUCUCAUCUAUCUAGAUUAUUCUCAUUUUAACCCAUGGUGUUUAAUAACUAUGUAAUAUUAUUGUUUUCCCGAAUUUUCGAAUGCUUUGAUGCUGAUGUCUUUACUACUCAAUUGCCUUUUAUUUUACUAAAAUGUUGUUAUUAUGUUUUUUUUUUUUUUAAAAAAAAGACCAAUGGAAAAAAAUGCUCCGUUGCCACUUUUGUUAUCGUUAUUGAAAAAAAAGUUGAAUAAAGUUGAAUGGUGAUAUUGCACCAUCAGGGUUGAUAUGCAUCAUGAACGAGCUAUCACGGAAAAUAUAAAUGACGGUGGAGAAUGAUGUACGCUGAAUUUAAAUAGUGAAAACAUUUUAUUAUAUAAUUUAUUUUGUAUCGCCUUGCAGAAUUUUAUAUUUUACUUUUGCGUUUAAAACCAGCAAAGGAGAAUAUUGAUUUGUCGUAGACCUAUAAGUUUGUUGUAGAAUAUUUUUAGAUGGCAGUUUUACUAUGCAUUUUCUGAUGAAAUAAAAAACAU